UGAAUUCUGAUGACGGAUUGAAAAAGGUUAUAAACAGAAAAAGAGGAAAUAAUAGGCUGAUUUAGAUAAAUUAACAAAUUGAGAGAUUCUAUUAGUAACGUAUAAGAUAAUUACUUUAGUCACUUUAAUAAAUAAUAACAAAUUUAUUUACGUAAGCACCCGAACACCCGAGAAACCGCAACGUGUACUAGGUUAGGCCGUUAGUGAAACAUGUUAGUACAAUAUUUAAAAUAACAUGACUGAAAGAAAAAUGUGCAAAUUUUACAAUUUGAAUGUACCGGAGCGACGAUCUGGCGAAGGCGGGACGCAGAACCACAAUGAGGAGGACGAGCGAGCGUUGGAGGAGGCGAUCCCGCCAGUGGUACCCCCCAAUGAGCACAAACUUGAGUACAACUACUGGAUGUGGUUCUCGCGACGAGGUGCCGCCGCGCGCUCCGGCUACAGCCAGGCGCUCCGUCUGGUGGGUCGCGUGGGCAGCGUCGAGCAGUGGUGGGGCCUGUACGCGCACCUGGCGCGGCCGGCAGACCUGCCCCCGUUGUCCGACCUGCACCUCUUCAAACUGGGCAUCAAACCCAUGUGGGAGGACCCGGCUAACGUCAAUGGCGGCAAAUGGACGGUUCGGCUUCGUAAAACGCAGACAGGCCGCGCGUGGGAGGAUCUGUGUAUGGCCAUGCUUGGCGAGCAGUUCAUGGUUGGUCGGGAGAUCUGCGGUGUUGUGCUGUCUGUGCGCUUCCAGGAGGACCACCUAGCGGUGUGGCACCGGACGGCGUCGGACCGCGAGGCGGCGACACGCGUGCACGACACACUGCGCCGCGUGCUGCAGCUGCCGCCCUCCGUGCCGCUGCAGUACAAGGAGCACCCCGCGCCCCGCCCCGACGACGAGCGCUCGUAGCAGGUGCGUGUGUGUGUGUGUGUGUGUGUGUGUGUG
Leguminivora glycinivorella is the source of this 928-nucleotide messenger RNA. RefSeq names its product eukaryotic translation initiation factor 4E type 2 (gene eIF4EHP). The transcript is spliced from 4 exons. Gene Ontology annotation, molecular function: RNA 7-methylguanosine cap binding; translation initiation factor activity. Lineage: Eukaryota; Metazoa; Arthropoda; Insecta; Lepidoptera; Tortricidae. Bases 236 to 892 code for a protein of 218 amino acids. Gene Ontology annotation, biological process: translational initiation. The record is from RefSeq and is a predicted model, not a curated record. Gene Ontology annotation, cellular component: eukaryotic translation initiation factor 4F complex; cytoplasm.